UGUGAGUCAGAUUCUAGCGAGGUGUGUGUGCGUGCGUUUUACGUGAUGUGUUCUUAGCCUCAAUACCUACGGGAUACGUCGAAAAUUUAAAUCGGUAUAAUGACUGAAAUUAUCUUCAAACAAAAUUUCCCAUUUCUAUACGGUUAUUACAUUACGAUGAAAUGUUCGUGACAUUCGAUAUAACGGAAUAUGUCUGAAAUGACUGCACACGCCAGUAAGUUGUCAACGUCGCAACAGGUGAACUCGACCAAGCGUCGCUCGAAUAGAAAGUACCGCAAUGUUACGAAUCAAUGCUCGCACCAUAUGUCACUGUGCCAUAAGUGGCGAGGAUCAUGUGAAAUUCGAGUGCAGGUGCACCUCGCGGUGUGCGUCCCUGGUUACCAGGCAACAAUGGGAUCGAUAAACAAUGUACAUUAUCGUGGGACCACUGACAGUACAAUUUUAAACGAUCUACCAAGCGAGUCAGUGUCCACGUGUGCUUCGUUUUAUUAUCUUACAGAACAACGUUAUCAUAAAUGUCACAAAAAAUACGUAAAAAGAAGAUAUCCUCUAACUACCGAGUCAAUGAACCUAUAAAUAAUUUUAAACUGAGAGUCAGAAUCGUACAGCAAAGACCUUUGCUUGCAGAACUCCUCGAGGAUGAUGGAGAUACCAGAGACUUGAAUUUUCUUCAAGAGGAAGAUCGUAUUUUCAGUUGGCAGGAGAAGGCGUUCAGCCCGUUCGAAGCUGAUUUUUACAGGGAAGAGAAGAAUUGCGUGACUGAGACGCAAAAGGCCUAUUGCCAACGAAUCAACGAGGAACAUGUCGAGGGUUCUCAGCUGUACACUUACACGCAAAUGGACUCGUACUAUCCGGAGAAUGGACUGUUGACGAAACCGUAUAAGACGGAAUUGGCGUGCAGAAAUGAAACCGCAUUGCCAUCUUUGCAGAAUCGCAAGCCGUUUCCGGAGAGGUACAACAAAUCAGUCGUCGACGAUAAACCUGGCGAAACGAGGAUACGCAGAAACCAUUACAUCUAUAUGGAAAGGUCUACGAUGUAUGUCAUGGUUGAUUUAUCUCGAAGAGAUAAAGGUGCAACGAGUCCCGACGAGGAUUCCGAAACGGUUCUAUGUGUCAUCACUUAUGACCACUUGCAUAAAAUUCUGUCCGUGGAUCCCGACUUCACAGACGAUCGGUCUUGUUACACCAUCACGAAUUCCGACGGCGUUGAAUUUAAUUAUUGGAUCGAACACGCUUCCGAAAAACAGUCGCCGGAAGAAUUUCAAGAAGAACGGAAUGAAUUGCAACAUGAAAUUAAAGAAAAGUUAAUAUAUAAGGAGGAAGAAAUGUUUCACCGUUUUCAAUUGACACCGCCGCAUAUAGAUAAAAUUUUUGUAAAACUUGACAUUCUAUCUGCUCAUGGAUUCAUUUUUAAUGGGCUUUCUGUUUCUUAUUACAUUCACUUACCAGAAUAUUGGAAUACUAAUCAAAGUGAUAGAUUAUUUGGAAGGACUCAAAGAUGUAAUUUGAAAAAUAAAUCAGCAUACUUUGGAUAUAGUACUGAAAUAUCGUUAGAUCACAAAUCAGAUGAUGCAUUAAACAUAAAAAAGACUUUACCAUCUUGGCCUAGAUUAUUAUUAUCAGUUACAUCUCUUGAUAUAUGGACAAGAUACCGUACAGAAGGAUAUGCAGCUGUGCCUUUGCCUGCAUAUCCAGGUACAUAUGAGUACAGUGUUCCAACAUGGAGACCAGCAGGAAGUAUCAUCAAUUCUCUCAGAAGAUACUUUACGGGAGGUACUUAUGAACUGGAUGAUGUAACUUACUGCAGUAUUUCUGCAGGACAUGAAGGUGAAACGUUAAACAAGUCACAAAUGCAGGUCACACCAAGUGGACACAUAAAACUAAAAAUUAAUAUUAUUUAUCAAACUCAUACUUCUACUAAAAUUGAUGAUCGGUUGAACUAUUUUGAAAGUUUAAGUACAGAUAAACUUAUGAUUAAUAUAGAAAAUAUUUUUGAACAGUUUAAAGCAGCUAGGGAACGCAUGAUACAAGUUAGAAAUUUGAAUGUUUGAUCACUUAAGUUAAAAUAAAAUGGUCUGUGAUACUGACUAAUAAAAUGACAAUAAUUUAUAUAUCAUAAUACUGUUAUAUUUAUCGUAACACUUGAAACAUGUUCCAUUACAAACUGAUAAGUAUAAUAGGAACUUUCUGAUUUGUUUAUAACAUAUCAUAUUAAAAAUGCUAUUAAAAUUAUUCCAAUUGUGUCUUUUUAUUUUUUUAUUUUAAGAAAUUGUAUUACUUAACAACACCAAUUCUAUAAAAUAUAUAUAUAAUACAGAAAUUGUGAUAAACUAUAUUUAUACAGUUGACAAUUAGUUAUUUGCUAAAGUAUUAAAUUUUAUAUGAUCCAUUGUUAUGUUUUUAUCUUCCAUAUAGAAUUAAGUAGUAUUACAAUUAAAAGGUUUGGAGAAGUGCUUAAUAUAUUCCUAUUGUGUUUAACUAAAGGACUAGAGUAAAAGUGCAAAUAUUAUUCUAUGAGGCCUUUCGGUUAUUGCCUCUUUUUUGCAGCUUUUACUGCUUUUGGUUUUUGCUUUUCUCCUCCGGACAAGAAUGAUGUUAUAACUUCAGACAUUUCUGGCAAUUUAGUGAGAUUAUUCAAUUGUUCCAUUUCCUAAAAAAAUAAAAGAACAACAUGGGAAUAUUUUAAAUUUAAAAUAAUAAAGCUUAUAUUAGAAUUGUUUUCUAACCUUUCUUGCAUCUGGAUCGUUCAUAAUUUUUGGUCCAAUCAUAAGUAAUAAUAAGGGUAAGAUCAUCAUUAACACCUAUUAAGCAAUCAGAAAUAAUAAUUUAAU
Messenger RNA from Nomia melanderi (Alkali bee), 2831 nucleotides. NCBI's taxonomy places the organism in Eukaryota, Metazoa, Arthropoda, Insecta, Hymenoptera, Halictidae. The record is from RefSeq and is a predicted model, not a curated record.